Paraglomus occultum is the source of this 516-nucleotide messenger RNA. The record is from the annotation of a GenBank genome assembly. Lineage: Eukaryota; Fungi; Glomeromycota; Glomeromycetes; Paraglomerales; Paraglomeraceae.
ACGCUUGUUGAGCAGCAGUUUUUCUGUCAAACGUGUCCAUACGUGUUUCCAAUAACGCGACCUUAUAAAAAUGUAACUACAUUUAAAAGUAAAGAAGUAGAUGAUGUGCUUGGUGGUGAGGAGGCAUGGAAGAAUGUAGAUUCGACGGAUGCUGGUGCUCUAGCCUCGCAACAGGCAAUCAAUUAUGAAGGCGAACAUCAAAACUUUGGGGAUUCUGCGAGAGUAAAAGAACAUGUCCAGCAACACCUUAAAGACAUCCCUCAUCCUGAAAAGAUGUCGGCAGACGAUGAACUCUAUUAUUUGUUUUCUAUUCAUGAUGUAAACAAGGACGGUCACCUUGAUGGACAUGAGUUACGAGAAGCCUUCAUUGACCACAGCGAGGACGGUAAACAAACACUUACUCUUGACGAAAUUAUUGAAAUGGUUGAUCAUGUUCUUAAUGAAGACGAUAUGGACAAUGAUGGGAUGAUUAGCUGGGAAGAAUAUCUACUUUCUCGCAAAUAUCACUCGGAAUGA